Molecule: messenger RNA, 2184 nt
Organism: Solea senegalensis (Senegalese sole)
Lineage: Eukaryota; Metazoa; Chordata; Actinopteri; Pleuronectiformes; Soleidae
Gene: slc24a3
Product: solute carrier family 24 member 3
Exons: 17
Coding region: 195-2138 (647 amino acids)
Biological process (GO): calcium ion transmembrane transport; intracellular calcium ion homeostasis
Cellular component (GO): membrane
Molecular function (GO): calcium, potassium:sodium antiporter activity; calcium channel activity
Source: RefSeq, a predicted model, not a curated record
GUCUCUUCCCCCAUCGAGUGAAGUUGAGCGCGGCCACACAGCGCUGCUGUCUCCUCCAGUGUCACCUUUGCUCCAUCAGCAGCAGCAGCAUCAUCAUCAUCAUCAUCAGCAGCAGCAGCAUCAUCAUCAUCAUCAUCAGCAGCAGCAGCAGCAGCGAGGCUUCACUCACAACCUCUGCCCACAACAGGAGCGCCAUGGCCCGCGUUGUGGUUGACGGGAUGCUGGAGGCGGCCGGCGACGAAGGAAGAGGAGGUAAAGGAGGAUUGAUGCUGAACCGAUGGAGGAGCAAAGCGAGGCGGAAGAAGCGCAAGGAGUUGUUCGGUGUGCAGAUGUGCUUUGCGGGGGCAGCGCUGGGGCUGGUGGCGGGGCUGCAGUGUGUGGCACACAUCGCAGGUUCCCGUGCUUCCACGUCCAUGGCUGAGGAGGAGGAGGCGAGGCGGGGCAGUCGUCACCUUCUCCAUGACGUCUAUUCUGAGCCUGAGAAAAACUGCACUGAACCAGCAAUCCACGAGUUCCCCAGAGAUUAUUUCACCAACCAGGAGCGAGCUGAAGGAGCCGUGGGCCUGCACGUUCUCUGCGCAGUCUACAUGUUCUAUGCUCUCGCCAUUGUGUGUGACGACUACUUCGUCCCUUCACUAGAGAAGUUAUGUGAGCGUCUUCAGCUGAGUGAGGACGUUGCAGGAGCAACUUUCAUGGCCGCAGGCAGCUCAGCUCCUGAGCUCUUCACGUCUGUGAUUGGAGUGUUUAUCACUAAAGGGGAUGUCGGAGUCGGCACCAUCGUGGGCUCAGCUGUCUUCAACAUCCUCUGUAUUAUUGGAAUGUGCGGCAUAUUCACUGCACAGAUGAUCCAUCUGUCCUGCUGGCCUCUACUCAGAGACUCGCUCUAUUACACCCUGUCUAUCUCUGCUCUGAUCGUGUUUAUAUACGAUGAAAAAGUGGUUUGGUGGGAAGCUCUGACGCUGAUUCUGAUGUACUUCGUCUACAUUUUGAUCAUGAAGUUGAAUUCCUAUGUGGUUCAUUUUCUGGAGAGGAGGAGGAAGAACUCGUCCAGUCUGAGGGACAUCGGGGCGAGUAACACUGAGCUGGACGACGGCUGUGAUGCUACAGCUGUUCUCCUGAAGAAAGCGAACCACCACAGGAAGCCGUCGGUGCUGAUGGUGGACGAGCUCCUGUCAGCGUAUCCCCAUCAGCUGUCCUUCUCUGAGGCUGGGAUGAGGAUCAUGAUCACCAGCCACUUCUCACCCAGGACCCGCCUAACCAUGGCGUCACGAAUGCUCAUCACUGAGAGGCAGCGUCUCAUCAACACACACUCUUUGACCAACGGUGACUCCGAUGUUCCAACUAAAGGAGGAAGUAGGCGGGGCAUCGAAAACGGGCUGUCCGGGGCAGAGAGGGGCGUCAGCGCUCACCAUGACGACCAAGAGGCAGGAAAUGAGACGGAGAACGAGGACAACGAGAACAAUGAGAACGAUGAAGAGGAAGAAGAGGGGGAUGGAGACGGACCGCUUGUACCGUUCCAGUGCCCAGUGGGUGUGUGUAAUAAGCUGAAAUGGCUGCUGGCGUGGCCUCUGUGUCUGCUGCUCUACAUCACUGUCCCCAACUGCUCCAAGCCGCGCUGGGAGAACUGGUUCAUGCUCUCCUUCAUCGCCUCCACCCUGUGGAUCGCAGCCUUCUCCUACGUCAUGGUGUGGAUGGUCACAGUUAUAGGCUUCACACUCGGGAUCCCUGAUGUCAUCAUGGGCAUCACCUUCUUGGCAGCUGGCACCAGUGUACCUGACUGCAUGGCCAGCCUCAUAGUGGCAAGACAAGGACUGGGAGACAUGGCCGUGUCCAACUCCAUCGGCAGCAACGUGUUUGACAUCUUGGUGGGACUUGGUCUCCCUUGGGCUCUGAAGACACUGGCUAUCAACUAUGGUUCUGAUAUCAAGCUCAACAGCAAAGGGCUGAUCUUCUCUGUGGGACUGCUGCUCGCAUCUGUGUUUGUCACUGUUCUUGGAGUUCACCUGAACAAGUGGACGUUGGACAAGCGUUUGGGUCUCAUAUGUCUCCUCCUCUACGCCGUCUUCCUGUGUUUCUCCUGCCUCAUUGAGUACAACAUCUUCACCUUUGUCAACCUGCCAACCUGCCUGGAUGACUGAGACACACACACACACACACACACACACACACAGACACACACACACA